AUGACUGAAGCAACGUGUCCUCGCGGUAGCUCCGAGAAGGAAGCAACGUUCUGGGGCAAGAGGUUUCUCAUCAUCGUGACGGGAGCGAGCGGAGGCAUUGGAAGAGGCAUAGCGGUCAGCUUCGCCGAACGCGUCGCAAAGGAGUCGCUCCUGGUCAUCACGGGUCGAAACACGGCAGGGCUCGAAGAAACCGAGCGGAUGAUCUCAGCUCUAGGACGCGACGUCAACGUGAGCAUCGAGACCUGCGAUCAUUCGAAGGACUCCUUCAGCAACUACCAGGACCUCCUGGGGCGAGCGUCGGCUCGACUCCCGGAUCCGGAGAAGGUCGUGCUCGUGCACAACGCCGCGACGGUUGGAAACUGUUCCGACUACGUCGUGUCGUACGACGACGAGAAAACAAUCGACGACUACUACCGCUUGAAUCUAACGUCCGUCAUGAUACUGACAGCGGCGUUCCUCCGGCGCUACGACUCUGACUCGGGUCCCACGCGAACGAUUGUCAACAUUUCGUCCUGUUCGGCGAUCGAUCCAACACGAGGGCUGGGUCUCUACUGCACAGGCAAAGCAGCCCGGGAGAUGUACAUGAGGGUCGUAGCCACGGAGAACCCGUCGGUGACCGUCUGCAGCUAUGACCCUGGAUCCGUGGACACAGCCAUGAGCAAAGAGACGCGAGAUGGCAACGAGGAUUGUUCCAUUUGCAUACAGAAUGCCAAGGAAAGUGGCAGGUACAUGACCCCUGGGGUGACCGCCAAUCUACUCAUCCGUAUCCUCGAGCACGGAAACUUCAGAUCCGGUGAACGUGUUGUUUACACAGACGCUCCCUGCGUCUCGUAG
Molecule: messenger RNA, 834 nt
Organism: Ixodes scapularis (black-legged tick)
Lineage: Eukaryota; Metazoa; Arthropoda; Arachnida; Ixodida; Ixodidae
Product: sepiapterin reductase-like
Exons: 3
Coding region: 1-834 (277 amino acids)
Biological process (GO): tetrahydrobiopterin biosynthetic process
Molecular function (GO): sepiapterin reductase (NADP+) activity
Source: RefSeq, a predicted model, not a curated record